Messenger RNA from Cyanidioschyzon merolae strain 10D, 1680 nucleotides. Its product is annotated as chaperonin containing TCP1, subunit 3. Gene Ontology annotation, molecular function: ATP binding; ATP-dependent protein folding chaperone; ATP hydrolysis activity. The transcript has a single exon. Gene Ontology annotation, biological process: protein folding. The coding region runs from base 1 to 1680 and encodes 559 amino acids. Gene Ontology annotation, cellular component: chaperonin-containing T-complex. NCBI's taxonomy places the organism in Eukaryota, Rhodophyta, Bangiophyceae, Cyanidiales, Cyanidiaceae. The record is from RefSeq and is a predicted model, not a curated record.
AUGCUGAAAAACGCAACACCAGUGUAUGUUGUGAACACCAAGUCGCAGCACAAGCGGGGUCGCGACACCCAGCUUGCGAACAUUGCAGCGGCUAAAGCGGUAGCGGACGUGGUGCGGACGACGCUGGGGCCGCGAGCGAUGCUCAAGCUCAUCCUCGACGCUAUCGGAGGUGUGGUCAUCACUUCAGACGGGAACGCGAUCCUGCGAGAGAUCGAUGUGGGGCACCCGGCGGCCAAGGCGAUGCUGGAGCUGUCGCGCACUCAGGACGAGGAAGUCGGUGACGGAACGACCAGCGUCAUUGUGCUGGCGGGGGCGCUUCUCCAGGCCGCGGAGCCGUGCCUAGAGGCGGGCGUCCAUCCUAGUGUCAUCGUUGGAGCGUACAUGCGGGCGCUCCAGGAUGCGCUCUCAGAGCUGGAGCAGCGGUGUGCAAUUGCAGUGGACUGGAACGAUGAGGUGCAGCUGCAGCGCGUCUUGCGUGCCUGCCUCGGCACCAAGGUGGCUGCUGUCUACCGUGAGCGCGUUGCCGCCUGGUCACUCGCAGCGGUGAAGCUCAUUGCAGAAAGCAGCGCGCCUGCUACCACCGCAGGAGCCGGCACCCAGCGUCCGCUCGAUAUCAAGAACCUGGUCCGAGUCGAGAAGAUCCCCGGUGGCGACCUCGAUGAUUCCGCGGUCAUCCGCGGUGUCGUCCUCAACAAGGACAUUGUGCAUCCGCAGAUGCGGCGACGCAUUGAGAAUCCGCGCCUGCUUCUCCUGGACUGCCCGCUGGAGUACCGCAAGGGCGAGUCCCAGCUCACCGUUGAGGUGACACGCGAGGCCGACUGGGAGGCGCUCCUGCAGUCCGAGGAGGCCGUUGUACGCCAGCAGUGCGAGCGCAUCGCGGCACUGCGCCCCGACUUGGUUAUCACCGAGAAGGGUAUCAGCGACUUGGCCGCUUACCUGCUGAUGCGGGCGGGCAUUAGCGCCCUCAGACGUGUGCGAAAGACCGACAACGAGCGGCUCGUGCGAGCAACCGGUGCGCGUAUCGUGUCGCGUAUCGAGGAGGCCAGCCAACAGGAUAUCGGGACGGGAGCGGGCCUCUUCGAGGUUCGACGCCUCGGCGAGGAGUACUACAGUUUCAUUGAGCAGUGCACAGCACCAGGCGCGUGCACCGUUCUGCUGCGGGGCGGCAGUAAAGACACGCUGAAUGAGCUCGAGCGCAACCUGCACGAUGCACUGUGCGUCCUACGCAGCCUCUAUGGUGACCGUCGCGUCGUUGCCGGUGGUGGUGCCACCGAGAUGGCGCUCAGCCGGGCUCUGCUGCAGCGCUCUGCGCUCGUCGAAGGCGCUGCGCAGUGGCCUUAUCGACAGGCAGCUGAGGCACUUGAGGUGAUCCCUCGAACGCUUGCCGAGAACUGCGGCACCUCUGUGGUCCGGCUCCUUACGCGGCUUCGCGCAGAGCACGCAGAAGCCGGCCACUCGAACAUUGGCGUAGACGGUACAAGUGGCGAGCUCAUCGACAUGAUUGAAGCGGGUAUUGUGGACGCCUACGCUGUGAAAGCGCAAGCACUUAAGACCGCAGUGGAGUCUGCGUGCAUGCUUCUGCGUAUUGACGACAUUCUGAGCGCUGUUCGUAAGCGAGAGGGCAGCGGCACCGCCACAGGAGCAGCCGACGCUACCGAAGACGCCAACCCCACGGACUAG